This is a messenger RNA of Mesorhabditis spiculigera, 705 nucleotides long. Lineage: Eukaryota; Metazoa; Nematoda; Chromadorea; Rhabditida; Rhabditidae. The record is from the annotation of a GenBank genome assembly.
AUGCCGCCAAACAACGAUAUUGCACUUGGGUUGCUGAAUGGAGGAGCAAUGUCGAGCACAGAUUUCCUCUCCUGCGACGGCAAUUUCAUCCAUUUGCCCGACGAUCGAAAGUUUAAAAAUGAGAAGAAAAAGGAUUUCACCUCGACAAAAAUCUCGUGUCUAAGCAGUCAGCUUGCCACCGACACCCCACCCAGACCCCCGAAGUUGCGGGAGGCCCGUAUAUGUUGCAUUACGGCACGGACAGCGUCGAUCAUUGGCUCGUGCCUAACGAUGGUGGCUAUUCUCGGGUUCUGCGGGUAUUUGACCUUCAGAUUGAUCAACGACUCCUCCAAACAAAAUCCGCUUUCCACCGGGAAACUUAUUGGCGUGAUCGUACCGCCGUGUCUACUUCUUUUCUGCUUUGCCUGUUUCCAAUGGGGUCUAUUCACGAGAAAACAUCUCGCCCUGCUACCAUUUAUCCUUGCCACCCUCCUCCUCCUCGUCGCUUUGAUUGGUGCCCUCAUCGCAACAAUCUUGACAUUACCCAGCGAGGUAAACGAUAUCAAUCAGAAAACGUCUGUGGCAAGUGUCGAUAGGAGUGGAGCGAAGAUGGGCGAAGCUAUCGCGAUAAGAGCCAGCGUCUGUGUGAUCGUUGCCAUCCAAGUGUUAUUUCUCUAUGCCUACCUCCGUGCCUUCUUCUUCCUGCGGGCCUUCAACCAAACCCUG